Messenger RNA from Podarcis lilfordi (Lilford's wall lizard), 18178 nucleotides. NCBI's taxonomy places the organism in Eukaryota, Metazoa, Chordata, Lepidosauria, Squamata, Lacertidae. The record is from the annotation of a GenBank genome assembly.
GCCCCUCCCGCCGCGCCGCUGACGUCGCCCCCCACCCCGCCUCCCGGGCCCGCCCUGGGAUUGGCUGCCGAGGCGCCCACGUGACCGCGGCCCGGAGGCCAGCCAUGGCUUCACUGUGGUCCGCUCCGCCCUGCAGCCCGGACUCGGGGCCGGAGCGCUAGAGGAGGAGGAGGAGGAGGAGGAGGAGGAGGAGGAGGAGGAAGGCGAGCGGCGGCGGCGGCAUGGGGGAGAAGGCGGGAACCAGGUAGGAAGGGACCCAGGCGUCCGGGCGCCCCCCCCCGCCAAGGGACCCAGGAGUCCGAGACCCCCCGAGGAGGGGCCAGUGGUCCCGGACUCCCCCCUCCGUCCCCUGACCAAAGCGCCCCCACGCUGGGGGACCCAGGCGUCCGAGCGCCUCUUCAAGACUUCUCCCCUCACCCCACCCCUCUGGAGAACCCAGGUGUCCUGGCCGCUGGCUGGAGCCCCUGCUCCCCCCGAGGACCCAGGCGUCCGGGUCCCAGAUUGCGCAGAAGGGCUGGGGGUUCUUGGGGGGGGCGGGUGGACUUGGCUGCAAGGAGGGGGCCCCGCCGUCCUCCUGGGGGGCUGCCGUGCCUGAGCCAGGAGGCAUUGGGGUACCAGGCGGGGGGGGGCUGGCAGCCGCCCCAGCACCCAAAGGCUCUCCUGCCAUUUCCCCCGGGGGGGGACCCCCUUCCCCGCCCAGACUCCUGCCAGCUGGCAUGUCUCUUCCCAAUGCUUCUUGCGGGGGUGCCCUUUCUCUCCCCCCCCUUUGCCUUGGGUGGGGCAGAAAAGAGAAGUUACUUCUCCCUCCCUCCCUCUCUCCCCUCCGUUAUUUACUUUUAUUAGUUGGCUAUUAACCUCUUCCCGGAGCCAGGCGGGAGUUGGCACCAGAGCCCCAGAUGUUGUGGGGGGAGAGGGAGGGCCGGCCACGUCCGCCUGUGUACACACAACACACACAAACACACACACACACACUCUGGCCUCUGGACCCGGAGCUGAGAGGGGGCCGGACCCGGCCAGGGCGGUUAUUCCCCUUUAUUAGUUGCAUUCAUACCCUGCGCUGGGAGCUGAAGGUGCUUCUUCAAGACUCACACCAGCCCUGCGAGGCCCAGAGGCAGACACUGGCUGCCCCCUUCGGGAUGGCCAAGUGGGCAGGAUUGGAACCCUGCUCCCCCCAAGGCCCUCACUCAUCCCCAUUCCAUCCCCAGGACAGCCCUGCAAAGCGGGCACAGCCCCCCAGGCUCUUUGGGCGGUGGGCGGAAAUCAAACCCAGGUCUGAACUCUACCCACUCUGCCUGCUUUCCUCCACUUGCUUCCAGACACAAAGCCCCAAACAGGAUGAUUUUCCAGCGCAGAGGGGAGGGGGAGAGAACGAAAACGCCCUAUUUAUAAGGAAGCAGUUUCUCGCCUCCCCAUCUCUGCACAAAAACAGGAAGUCAUCUGCAGGGUGACAUUUGGAAGAGGGUGUAAAUAACUUUUUCUGCUCCGCACCCGCCGUCCCUCUGGACAGCUCUUCUUCCGCUCUGCCAGGCUCCCCCCCCCCAACACAGCCCAGGAUGGAGGUUUCUGCACCAACAUGCAAUAGGAUGCAGCGCCGCUCCCUGCGGGGAUGGCCAGCCCCCCUUGAACUUCGGAGAAAGGAGGGGCAGAUGGCAGGUCUCUCUGCCUCCCCGGUUUUCCUGCCCUGAUGAAUCCUCCAUUGGGCUUCCAUAGGGCAGGGAGGGAGGUGUGUUUAUAAGGGGGGGCCCUGUAGCUGCAGAGCUGGAAGGGACCCCCGACCGAUCCGCAGCAGGCAGCUGCCCCACCUCUGCUUACAAAAUUCCAGUGAAGGAGAGCCCAGGCAGUAGAGCUCUUUGUCUCAGGGUUGUGAGUUCGAGUCUCUUGUUGGGCAAGGCAUUGCACGGGGUGAGGCCAAGUCUAGAUUCCAAGGUAGAAACAUUGGCCUUUGCUGAGGAGACGGUUCUGGGGAGGGGUCCUGAGAGCCUGUUCCCCACCCCUUUCCCUCCCCCUUUGGGGCAAGAGCCCCCCCCCAGGAGAACAGGAUAUUUGGAAUAAGUGCAGCGUGUUCUUAAAUUCUCCUGCAUCACCAUCCCGUUCCUUUUAAGGUCUCAGAGCGCUUGUGCCAAAAGUUUGGAUUGGGGGGGGCAAGGAAAGAGAUGGCUGGUUUAUUAUUAUUACUUUUCCAGAUGGGGCUCAUGGGGGCUGCGAUUUGUGAGCUCAGUGGCACCCGCUCCAGGUUCAAAUCCUGCAGAUGGCAUUUCCAGGCUGGGGGAGACUCCUGGCCUGGGUCCGUCCAGAGAGCAGCAGCUGCCAGCCCGUGUGGGCACAGCAGAGCUGGCGGGACCCCCAGCGACAGCCUCUGUCUCUGCUGGGCUGGACACCCCCCCCCCGCCAUGCCCAGCCCGGAAAAGAGGUUCCCCAGCGGACUUUGCCCUCCCCACCCAACCCCUUGACAACAGGGUGACAGCUGCUCCCGUUGCUGCGGCAACCCUCAGGCACCUGGUCCUGAUGCGGUUCCCACGGCAACACAUUGUACUAAGCCCUGCUGGUGGUGGAUUUCUGUUCCUGGGGGAGAGAGGGAGCCGGCCUGAGCAUUGGAGCAUUGGAUAAUUUAAUGGUGGGGAGAGGAGAAGGGGGUGGUGGGAGGGACGGUGUUUCUUUUUUGGAGGGGGUGUCCUACUUGGGGGGGGGGAGAUGCUGCACGGGCCCCACUUAUCCUAACUGCCUUGUCCUCUUUCUCCCUCUCUGCUGUUGAAAACAGGGUUUUCAAGAAGUCCAGCCCCAACUGCAAAGUAAGUGACCCCCUUUCACCCGGCUUCUCCCCCUCCCUCUGCAAAACACCCCCUUCCCAGACUGAUGGGUGCUGUACAAAUAAUAAUCAUAAUAAUAAUAAUAUUAGCAGUAGUAUUUCCUGCAAAGUCAGCCCAAAUCCUCCGCUCUGAGCUUGGUGCCUGGGCAAAAAGGCACGUUUAACGGUUUAUUCAUGUGGCCUCCUCUCUCCGCCCCCCCCGCCAUCUCUCCCUUUGUGGGUUUCCUGUCAGCCGCCCUCCCCCUCCCAGCUUCCUUCCUCCCCAACAGGCAAGCGCGACUCUCGAACCAGGAACUGAGUCCCGCCUGCCGCUGCCUCUCUCUUUCUCCUUGCUCUGCGCACUCUGCUUCUCCCCCCCCCACCUGUCAGUCGCCCGAUAACCCCCCCUCGUUCUUUGCGGGUGGCGCUCCUUCUCUCCCCACCACGUGCAGCAAAAAGGAUCUCUUGCGUUAGGGUCUGGCUGGUGGAUCAGGCCCACCCAUCCCAGCAGCCUCUUCUCGCAGUGGCCAACCAGAUGCAAAAUACACCCUUUCAGGAUUCGAACUCGGGAGCAGCUUCUCCCCUCUUGGAGUUUCCAGUUUGCUGCCUCUGGAAGCAGAGCUUUUGCAUAUUCCAUCGCAUUUAAUGUCCAUCCGCUACCCUCCUCCAUGAUUUUUAAAAAUUCAUCCAGGUUGGUGGGCCAUUGCUGCCUCCUGUGGCAGGGAGUUCCGCAGUUCAACUCUGAAUGAAGAAGGACUAUUCUCUCUCCUGCGUCUUCCAGCAUUCAGCCUCCUUGCAUGUCAUAGUAGGGGGAACUUUUCUCUGCCCAGUUUCUUCAUGCCAUGCAUAAUUUUGCAUUCUUUAUAAGUUGAUUUUAUAAACUUAGUUGCACAAGAACACCCCCCGCCUCACCCUUGCCAAAAGAGAUCUCUCUUCUUGCUGAUGGGGUGUGGGAAGGGGGGGGAGAGGUACAGAUUGGGGGGGCCUGGCUUUUCAGGGAGUCUGAAGGAGGAGAGUUGGGCUCCCGCACUUUGCAGGGAGGGCACGGAGGCGAUGAACUGGAAAAGUCCAUUUUUGAGCUGGUUGCGGGGGGUGAUCUUGAGGGGUUGAGAAAACCACUGUUGGUGCAAGGGAGGGGGAAAGCGCCCUUGUGGUGAUGGUGGGGCUUUUGUUUGGGGGGGGCAGCGAGGAACCUGCUUUCGAAGCAAAACACCUGGUGGAAUCCUGAAUCUUGGGCACGGCAGCUGAGAGGCAAGGAUGGAGGCAGGCAAACACAUAUCUUUCCUUUCUUUCUUUCUUUCUUUCUUUCUUUCUUUCUUUCUCUUUCUCUCUUUCUCUCUCUCUCUCUCUUUCUCUCUCUCUCUCCCCCCCCUUCUCUAUCCUGGUUUAUUAGGGGGUUGGGCUAGAUGAGCGCUGGGGCAUCUCUUCUUCGGAGGUUCUUAAGCGAGGCCCGGGUGCCCCUCUGCCAGGGAUCCUCUGGCUGUUCUUGCAGCGUUUCAGGGGGUUGGGCUAGAUGUCCCCUGGGGUCCCUCCCAAGCCUCCAACGCUCUUUGUUGACUCCCGGCGUCUCCGUGGUGAUGCUGCCCCCCCUCCCUCCCUGGGGGGCAACCCACAACGCAGACUCCAGGCAGGGUAGGGCAGCCAGAAAGCGCUGCAGGCCAAACAGCGUUGGGGGCUGGGGGGGGAGUGAAGGGGGGGCAGCUGGGACCAACGGAGGACGUGGGGAGGGCAGGAUGGAGCCCCUGGAGCUGGACCGGAUCUGGUGCGAGGUGCCGCCUCGGGGGGUGCAGGUUUAUCGGAAGCAGCUCAGCAGCCAGGUGGGGCUCUUUGGCGGAUGGCGAUGGGGGGGGGUCCUUCCUUGCAGCUUCCUCCCCCAAAAAGCCACUUGCAGGUUAUGGAUUUUGGUCUGGGAGGAGGAGGGUGGGGCUGGAAGUGUGCUUAAGGGGCCCCAGUUCCAGGUCUUGGGGGAGGAUGAGGAGAAGACGGGGGGCCUUGGCUGUGUGAGGGGGGGCAGACACUUGAUUUCACAAGAUUUGGGGUAUUUCCAGUGUCCUAUGACCCUUAUCUGUGCCACCGAUACAGAAUCGGAGAGCCGUAGGUUUGGAAGGGCCCCCCAGGUGUGACGCAGCCCAACCCCCUGGCAUGCAGGAGCCGCAACCAAGGAUCCCUGACAGAUGCCCCCCCCCCGACCUCUGCUGAAAAAUCCCCAGGGAAUCCGGGAAUUGUAGAGUCAGGCGGGGCUCCCGAGGGCCAUCUAGCCCACCCCCUGCCAUGUUGGAUUGGGGGGAGGGGCUGUUUCCCUAGAGAUGCCCCCCUUGGAGGAGGUGUCCCCUCUCGUCUCCACCUAAUGGGGGUCUGCCUCUCCUCCCUCCAGCUCACCGUCUACCUGGGCAAGAGGGACUUUGUGGACCACCUGGACAGAGUGGACCCCGUAGGUGAGUAGGGGGCAGAGGGGGGGAGAGCCCCUGGGGCAGUCGGGGGUGCAAGGGGGGAGAAGAGGAAAGUGAGUUAUGGGGUGGGCCCUUCCAAUUUAUUUGGGGUCCAUCAAAGUCAUCCCCCCCCCGGCUCCAUUCAGGGGACAUUGCCUUUUUAAAAACUGCACUUUUAGACCCCUUUAUUUUCCCGCAAGGAGCUCAAGACUGCAGGAAGGCAGCGCCUGGUCCCUGAUUCCCCCCCCCGGGGGGUCACAGCUUCCAAGUCGGAGCAUUUGAACCCGGGUCUUUUUUAAAGCAAAGGGCUUUAAUAGUGCUGUGCUGCUGUAGUUUUUAAUUACAUGUACCGUAUUUUAAUAGGCAUGGCUUUCAAGUAUUCUUGCAGUUCUGUUAGAGUCUGAUCACAUUUUUCGACAGCGAUAGUAGAUCAUAGAGGUAUACCUUAAUAAAUUCGGAUACUGCCCUUCACCUGUAGAUCUUAGCACAAAAUUACAAGACCCAAACCCCAAAUGUGUAUUGAAACGAAUACAAAACCAAAGCAAUACCUGCCCCACAAACACACUGAAAAUUGUAUAGGGUAUUAAUCAGCUUUUAGCUUUUUGUAUCGUAACUUUAUUGGUUUCAUUUUGUUUAUUCCAUGAAAUUUAUACACUGCUUUAUUUUUAUUUAUUUUAAAAACACCCCCCCCAAUAUAAACAAUAAACUUAUCAAUAAGGAAGAAGAAUAACAGGAACGACUUAAUAAUCUGCGCAAGCUGACUUAUUUAACAUUCGUCGCUUGUCGCCCAAAGACACACACACACAAUGCCAUAAACUGUGCCUGCUUUUUAAUUGUUAAUUUUAAUCACCUCAUUUGUUUAUUCACUGUUUGCCCCUCUCUGCAUUCCACGGGAUCCUGACCGCAGCACGAUAAAACGCAGCGUCAGAAAUGUAGGCAGCAAUGAAAUUGCAAUUUAAAGUCCGUGAGACUAGUUUGGGUGUAUGUGUAUGUGUGGGAACCAUUUCAUUUUAUAAUGUGGAACCAAAUGGAGAGAACCGUCCUGGGAACAGAUGGAAACCCAAAGAGGGGAAACUGUAAAAUGGGGGCAUGGAAUGAGGCCAGUUCCUGGGGGGGGGGGGGAUGACAGGGGUCCCAAGUAAAGGCCUUAUCAGAUUAUCAAGUCUAGAACCGGGGGCUGGGCUGGGGCUGGGGCGUGUGUGUUGCUGUUUGGGCUGCACCAGUCCAGGGCGACGUGGGUGGGAAUGGAGGUUUGCACUCCCCCCCUCACCCCCCUGUUUCUUUUCUGCCCCCUUAGAUGGUGUCGUUCUGGUGGACCCUGAAUACCUCAAGGAGCGGAAGGGUAAGCAGGGGGGCAAGGAGAGGGGCCGGUGCUUGAAUUUGGGGGAGCACGGAUUUCUGCUUGUUUGCCUUUAUUUAUUUAUUUAUUGUGCAUUUUGUAGAAUCAUAGAAUUGGAAGGGCCCCCCGGGGUCAUCUACUCCAACCCCCUUCAAGGCAGGAAUCUCACCUGUUCCUCCAAGGAGCUCAAGGUGACUUGCGUAGUUCUGUCUCUCCCCCCACCAUCCAGUCCUCACAACAACCUUGAAAGGUAGGCUAGGUCUCCACUGGCUCCCGGUGGAGUCCAGGAUCAGGUUUAAGGUGCUGGUUUUGACCUUUAAAGCCCUAUGUGGCCCAGGACCCUCGUACCUACGGGACCGCCUCUCCCGGUCUGUCCCGCAGAGGAACUUACCGUCCUCAAACAAAAACAUCUUGGAGGUCCCGGGCCACAGAGAGGUCAGGCUGGCCUCAACCAGAGCCAGGGCUUUUUCGGCCGUGGCCCCGAUCUGGUGGAACGCUCUGUCCCAAGAGACCAGGGCCCUGUGGGACUUGACAUCUUUCCGCAGGGCCUGCAAGACAGAGCUGUUCCACCAGGCCUUUGGCCAAGGCACAGCCUUUGGUAAUCCUCACAGAACUCUAGCCCAAUGGUUGCCAUUAAUUUGAUUCUGAACUUAUUUUCGAAUGUAUUUUAAUUAAUUUACUGUGUGAUUUUAUGUACACUGUGCUAUUUUUACUUGUUUCUUAAAAAAAAAUGUAUUUAAAUAUUUUAUUUUUUACCAACCACCAAAACACAAACAGUGAAACCCCCCAGGCAGCUGAUACAUUGGGUAUACAUAUUCAAUAAUAUACAUAUUCAAUAAUAUUCAAUAACAUAUUCAAAUCAGCCAUAUGUACACUUCUAUAUACCUUAACACUCCUCCCUCCACAAGGUUUAUUUAACGUUUAACAUUUUAAUUGCCCCAAAUUGUUCAGACCUACCCAAAUAAUUCAGUAUCUUCUCAAACCAAUCCUCAUUUUUACUUGUUAGCUGCGUUGAGCCCAGCUUUGGCUGGGGAGGGUGGGAUACAAGUAAAAAUUUAUGAUUAUUAUUUAUUGAAGUCACAGCCAGCAAGCCGAGUGGGGAUUUGAACCCUGGUUCCUCCCAGGUCCUAGUCCUCAGGGAAUCCCCACGACAGCUCUGGGAGGGAGGCCGGGCUCAGAGGCAGCCCCUGCCGCCUCUCCCAGGUCACGCCCUUGCAGGGAGCUUAUUCCAUGACCAAGUGGGAGGAUUUGAACCCACGUCUCUCCCAGGUCCCAAGGCUCUAACUGCUGCACUCUGGGACCUGCUUGCGUGUAGAAAAAGAAACUCAAAGCGGUUUACAAAAAUAAAAAUGGAAAAUAACUAUUUAUUUCAGGGUGCGGUAUAUCGCUAUAACAGUUAACAAUUACAUAUAUACUUACCUAAUAGAGAUGUUAUCCAAACAGUUAUUUCUAAUACAAUUUUUAACCUACUGUAUUUUUACAAAAGAGUUCCAAAUCUCAUCUCUAAGCAAUCUGCUCACUGACGGCAGGGAUAGUCAGAUCUUCAAUCUAUUGAUUAAUUGGAGCGGUACAUUAAUGAUAAUAAUUUUAUUAUUCAUACCUUGUCCAUCUGGCUGGCUUACAUCUUCGCAAUGCAUCAAGAUCCGUCUUUCGGCCCUAGUAAGGGCACAGAAAAUCAAAUCUAAUCACGUUGCCAAAUCUCAUAUAGUAGGUAUGUCGUUCAAGAGAAUAUUAUCCUCUGAAAAUAAAUUAUUGAUGGGAAAAAUUAACAGCAAUAAUUUAAAAUGUUCGAAAGGUCGAAAUGGCAAAAGUCUGGAUGCAGGUUAAAACUCGCAUCGACUUUUGAAAUGAAACUGCUUUUAUCGGGUGCAGAAAGUGUUCAGGUGAGGCCAAUAUCAAUAGGCAGGCAGUUCCAGAGUUCUGCCACAUUAAUUUCUACAGAGAGAGAGUUGCAGGAGACCCGUCUCUGUGCCAUUUUAAGUCGUUUUUGCAAGCAAAGCCCUUUGAAUUCCCAAAAUCCCAAUUGUGCCGUCUGAAGAUGGUAUUCAAAUGGGUGAAGAUUUGUUCUGUCUAAUUCCCGCACUCCCCGCCAAGCUCAGGGAAGCCUUUUCAGAGAGAAAAAAUUAAAACCGUCAGCCUAGAAAAGAGAAGUAUUGUUCUCCCGCUCUCAGAAAAGAGAUUUUCCCUGCUCCUGACGCCAGUGAAGUUGGCAGCUGUUUGGGGCUUGAUGGGAGCCCAGCAGGGCUAAUCUGGGAAGUAAAAGCAGGUGUAAACUUUACAUUUAUGCCUGGAAAUGAGUGUCUCUCUCUCUUUUUAUAAUAAUAUAUAAUAAUAAUUAAUUAUUUAUACCCGCCCAUCUGGCUGGGUUUCCCCAGCCACUCCAGGUGGCUCCCAACAGAAUUAGUGAUGAUGAUGAUAAUAAUAAUAAUAAUAAUAAUAAUAAUAAUAAUAAUGCGAUACAACAUCAGACAUUAAAAACUUCCCUAAACAGGGCUGCCUUCAGAUGUCUUCUAAAAGUCAGAUAGUUGUUUAUUUCCUUGACAUUUGAAGGGUGCCACUACCGAGAAGGCCCUGUGCCUGGUUUUUCUGUCUCCAGUCCUUAAGAUGCUCCAAAUUGCUCAGUGUCUGAUCAUUUGAGGAGGGCGGGGGCAGCAGAGGAAACUUAUCUGGGUAAUUCUGUGGAAAAACGGUCAACCUACAAACCCAUUUUUCCUGUUCACAAGUGGUCUCUAUACUAUCCUGAAGAUAAUUCAGUUCACAGUUUGAUUAUCAGUCAUUCUGCGCAAGAUUAGAGCAGCUGGGAGUGUGAAAGGAAGAUGACUCAGAAUUUCUCUAAUUCUCUAAUUUCUGCUCAAGACCUCGCCAGAGAAAACAGGCAGUAGGUUAACGACCCUGGACUGUACUGAUAGUUUUGCUUCCUCCUCUGGGGAACUGAUAAGAAGUGCCAUGCUAGGGGCGGAGAUCAGGUGCCUGGAGGGCAAGGAAAAUUGCGUUGCUUGAGCAUGUUACUACGCUGGUCACGGCGGAAUCGCCCCCUGAUUUCCGUCACUGAGCAGAAGUGGCGAAGCCCUUGCUUUCUGCAAAACCGCAAAAUCCUAAAUGCCUGGGUUGCAUCUUUGGGGGGGGGGAGAGAACAGUUUCCUGUUUCCCGUUCCCCUUUUCUGCGCUUGCCCUCCCCUUUGGCUCCUGUGCUGUGGGACUUGGGGGGCCUGACCCUGUCCCCCUUCUUCCCCCGCAGUCUUUGUGACGCUGACCUGCGCCUUCCGCUACGGCCGCGAGGACCUGGACGUGCUGGGCCUCUCCUUCCGCAAGGACCUCUUCCUGGCCUCCUGGCAGGCCUUCCCGCCCCCCGAGGAGACCGCCGAGCCCCUCACCCGCCUGCAGGAGCGGCUGCUGCGGAAACUGGGGGCCAACGCCCACCCCUUCAGCUUCAUAGUAAGAGAGGGACCAAGCCCACUCAGCCUUUGCACCCCAAAAAUGCCUGCAUUGUAGGGGGUUGGGAUAGCUGCCCUUUGGGGGGCCCCCCUUCCAACUCUCUGCAGUUCCGUGGCUCUAUGAUUUCCUUUCCCUCCCCUGUCACAGAAUCAAAGGGCUGUCAGGUUGGAGGGGAACCCAAGGGACAUCUAGCCCAACCCCUGGCUUUGAAAGUUGCCAUGGAAGGCGCCUGCUGCAUUUCCAGUGGCAGGGAGUUCCGCAGGGCUGUUACCUCGGUUUCUGGUCUCUGCGCAUGGGGUGGAGAAAGUGGCAAGGGAGGAAAGUGGGGGAGGGGGUCAGGGACUCGGAGGAGAAGUCCUUGGGGUGGGGGCCCCUUGGGUAUGGGGUUGGUGACCCCAAAGUUGGAGUUGAGGGGGCAAACUUUUGCACUGCUUUAUUUCUUUCUGCGCCCCACAGAUCCCACAGAACCUGCCCUGCUCUGUGACGCUGCAGCCGGGUCCAGAGGACACAGGAAAGGUAGGGGGGUUCUGAAGGGGUGGGGGCAGAUUUUGGGGGUUCGGGGCAUAGAACCGUGUGGAUUCUGCCCUGAAAGCAGCAUAUGGGGCAGAGCUGCUUAUGGGGCAGCUUGGGGGGGGAACCACCAGUGCCACUAAGUGGACCCCCCCAAUUUCCUCCUCCUCCAGGCUUGCGGUGUCGAUUUUGAGAUCCGGGCUUUUUGUGCCAAAAUUCAAGAUGAGAAGAUUCACAAAAGGUGAGCCAGCUUUGCAGGGCUGUUCUUCACGGGCAAACAAAUCCUUUGGCUGAGAAACUGCAAAAAAACCCCCACAGAUUUAUUGUUAUUUUGGGUGUUACGUAGCCCAGUCUUCCCUGCCAAACUUCUGGGAGUUUCCUAGAAUGGAAGACUUUCAAGGGGACCCCCAGGGGUCAUCCAGCCCAAACCCCUGCCAUGCAGGAACUGCGGUUGAUCAGGGAAGGCUGUGGGGCAGGUGGCCAAGGCUGUGUCAUUUCCUGUGAAGCCCCUUGCCCCCUUUUCCGCCUGCUUUGCCCAUGGCGGGCUCUGGGUUCGGAUCCCUGGCAGCACGUCCAGCUCAGGCCAGAAAAUACCUUUCUCUAGGGAGAAGCGUUCGGCCCGACCCUGUAUUUAAUUCUUUGCUAUUUAUUUCUUUGCCUGAUUUAUAUACUGCCCAUUAUCCUGGCCCCUUCUCUCAGACUUGCCCACCUCACAGGGUUGUUGUGGGGUUGCAGGGGGGAAGAGAGCCACCUUGAGAUUCCUAAAGGGGGGGGCUUCUGUUCAUGCAACGGAUUAAUCGGGCUCUGAACUGCCCCCUCCUCACUUGCCUUGAGGAGAACCCAGGCGUCCUGGGCCGCAGCCCCCUCCUCUUUCAGCCCCUCUCCCUUCUUGCCCCCCCCCCCGACCACAGGAACUCCGUCCGCCUGGUCAUCCGGAAAGUGCAAUAUGCCCCGGAGAAGCCCGGCCCCCAGCCCAUGGCCGAGACCACCCGCCACUUCCUGAUGUCCGACCGCUCCUUGCACCUGGAGGCUUCGCUCGACAAGGAGGUAUUUAUUGGGGGGGGGGGCUUUGCAAUGCACAUAUGUGCAUUUGCGGGGUGGGCGGGUGUGAAACGUGCUUCUGACUGAGACCCCCGCAGGCCCUCGCCACCAGUCAGGAAUCCGGGAGUCGUAGCUCAACGCCCUGCAAGGUGUGAACCGUAGCUCAAGAAUCCCUGGGCGCCCGGCCUUCUUAAAAGCAGCCCCCGUCUAGUCCCAGUCUCCCCCACCCCUACAAUAGCUGCCCCCUCCCCACAAUGCCCCCCCUGCAAGUUCCUGCAAUGAGGGAAAAGACCCUUAAAGCAUAAUAAAACACACACCAGUAUCCUCAGUGCUUUUUAAAAUAGUUGAUAAUUCUGAUUAUUUAAAUUUGCUGGAAGCCACCCAGAGCGGCAUAGAAAUACUGUAAUGUGUUAUUAUUACUAUUAUUUUAGAGCAAUUUCAUUUAUAAAAGAUAAGAGAAAAAGGAAAUACGUGAGAAAGAAGAUGCAGAAAUAAAAUCAGUACAUUUCCAUACAUUGAAAUAAAUGAUGUUGUAUCCCUGAUACGGUGGGGGGGGGAGUAUUUGAUCCCCCUGCUAAAUUUGACCGUUUGCCCUCCAACAAAGAAAUGACCAGUUCAUAGUUGUAAUGGUAGGUUUAUUGUAGCUGUGAGAAUAACAAUAGGAAAACCUCCAGAAACCCAGAAGACAAAAGUCGGAGAUUGAUGAACACCCUCCCAUUAAACCUACCAUUAAAAUUAUGGGCUGGUCAUUUCUUCGUCAGGGGGCAAACAAGCAAAUUUAGCAGGGGAUCAAAUAUUCCCCCCCCCACUGUACAAGUGUAGCUGUUCGAAACCUAAUAAGACAUUCUUUGCAAACUCAUUCCAAAUAUCACUAUACGUAUCCAAACAAAGUAUCUGUUGUCCGACUGUCAAGUUCCAUACAAUAGGUGUCUAGCAGUUCAAGAGAAUAUUUUCCCCUGAGUAUUUUAGCUUUUAGGGGGCUCUGAAAAAAGGCGUCAAGAGGCAGUGAGUUCCAAAGACGGAUCUUUUGCGAAUGUGGGACUCUUGGCAGCAAUGGUUGCAGGUUCCCUGUCCUUCUGGGGUCACCAGCUUCACGGUCGAUGUUCCCCGCUAUGAUUUGGGGGGACGGUGCCCCUUGGGGGGGGUGUUGCAAGAGAGAGGCACCAGGUCCCAGAGGGUCUUCCCUUUGGGGGCCCGCCCUUGGCCCUGUAGCCUGAGCCCCCCUUCUCUCUCCCCCCCUCCAGCUUUAUUAUCACGGGGAGCCCAUCAGCGUCAACGUUCACGUCACAAACAACUCCAGCAAAAGUGUCAAGAAAGUCAAGGUGUCCGGUAGGAAAGGGGGGUCCUGUGGAGCCGGGGGGAGCGCUUUGGGGGUUCUGCUGGUUUGGAAAAAAGGGGUGUAUGGGGGACCAGCAGCCAGCUGAGGGCCACCCCCGACACCCCCAUUUGGCACUCCCUGGACCUGGCUUCCUCCGGACGUCCCCUGACGCUUUUCCUUCCUCCCGACUCUGCAGUGCGGCAGUAUGCGGACAUCUGCCUCUUCAGCACAGCCCAGUACAAGUGCCCCGUGGCCCAAAUCGAACAGGAGUAAGUCUCCAGCCUCGGAACCGGGAUUGGGGCGGGGGGAGGCGGGGUGGGUGAUUUCGGAAAGCUCAGCCUUGCAUUCGUCAUCUCCCCAAGCGUCGAAAUGUUCGGGGACGCCCUUCUCUCCUUAAAGACUCCAGUGGAGGAGACUCCUGCAGAUCGGAUCCCAGAACUGGGUGGGAUCCCCAAGGGUCAUCCAGCCCAACCCUCUGCAAUGCCGGAGUCUCAACCAGACAGAGGGCCUUCUCGGUGGUGGCGCCCGCCCUGUGGAACACCCUCCCACCAGAUGUGAAGGAAAUAAGCAGCUAUCUUAUUUUUAAAAGACAUCUGAAGGCAGCCCUGUUUAGGGAAGUUUUGAAUAUUUAAUGUUGUCUUGUUUUUAACACUUGAUUGGAAGCCGCCCAGAGUGGCUGGGGAAACUCAGCCAGAUGGGCAGGGGAUAAAUAAUAAAUAAUAAUUAUUAUUUUGGCCCUGGCCUGACGCUGUCCCCUGCAGCCCUGCUUGCCAUGGGGGCUCAGUGGUUAGAGCAGCUGCCUUGCAGGCCGUUCCCAGGUUCGAGCCCCAAGAGGGUCCUGCCUGACGUGGGCUGGCAAACAGCCUGACUCAGUAGAAAGCAGCUUGCGCCGUUCCUGCCAGGCGGGCCGCACUGGGCCGGCAGGGACCUUGACACCUCUCUCCGGCUUCCCCCGCCAGCGAUCAAGUGGCGCCCAGCUCCACCUUCUGCAAGGUCUACACCCUGACGCCGCUGCUGAGCAACAACCGGGAGAAGCGGGGCCUGGCGCUGGACGGGAAGCUCAAGCACGAAGACACCAACCUGGCCUCCUCCACCAUGUGAGUCCAGCAAUUCAAGGCUGGGACCCCCAGGGGUCAUCCAGUCCAACCCCCCGCGGCUAAAGGAUCUUAGGACUGCAGAGGGACCAAACGGGUUGCAGACCCCUGGUGGGGGGGAGGGGGCAGGAGGUUCCGGGGGGGGGUGUUAAGAGGCACGGGGACAGGGAAUAUCGGACACUGCAGAGCUGCUCACCCUGGAUUGCUGGAUUGAUUGCACUCAGUACUGCCAGGUGUUCUCUGUGGGGCUGCCCUGGGUACCGGAUGCUGCAGCACGGUUGCUGACAGGAGGGGAGACCCAGUCAGCACACAACCCCUGUGCUUCUCAGAGAUUUGCGCUGGCCGAGUUCCAGGUGUUACUCUUAGUAUAUAAAGCCCUUAAAAAGGGGUUGGACUAGAUGUCCACUGGGGUCCCCACUAAUUUGUUGAGGCUGUGAUUCUAACAACUUGGGACCAGCUUCUCUGCGAGAUCACUUGACCGCCUUGAGUCUUCAGGGGAAAAGGUGGGGCAUAAAUAAAUAAAUAUUAUUAUGAUUAUCAAUAAUAUAUAGUGGUAGCAGCAACACUUUGGAACCCCCUGCCUUGAUAUCUUCCCGCACAGUUGCCUUCACUCUAUUCUUUUUGUCUCAACAUUCCUGUUGAGAUGAGUUUGCACAAGUUUCAGUCUAUUCUGCUGCGGUUUUAAACGGUGCUUGCAGUGUGUUCCAUUGUGGUUUUGCAAUUUUAGCGACAAUUUUAUUGUUUUAUCCUUUUUGUAAAACCCUCUCUGAGGCAUUUCCCCUUACAAUCAAGCGGUAUAUAAAUUUUAUGAAGUAAAAUACAGUUAGUCUCAGUUGGAUUUUGAACAAUUUGGCCAUUAGCUGCUCCUGCUUUGAGUCUUCUUUAGGGGCUCAUGCAAAAAAACCGCUGUUCUGAACAAUGCUUUUUGGAGGGGAGGGGCCCCUGGGGGUGAGUUCAUGGCACUUUGGGGAACACUGGUUUGUUAUGUGGCACAGGAGGAAUGCAUGGAUGGUGAGAAGGGGUAAGAAAUGUGAGCGUGGGGAAAAGGGGAGGCCUUUUCAGGUCAGAGCGACCCCCCUGUUUCUUUUUCCUUGGCAUUGCAGUGUGAAGGAGGGCGCCAACAAGGAGGUCCUGGGCAUCCUGGUCUCCUACCGGGUCAAGGUCAAGCUGGUGGUGUCCCGGGGAGGGUAAGUAUGAACAUCGGGUGGGUGGCUCUUCUCUCAUUGUCCCACGCACCUCCCAAAUCCCAACUCUGUUCCAAAGAGAUGUUUGGGAGAUUCCUGCUCUCUAGUAGAUCACUCCAAGUGCAUUUAAAUUUGGUUAGAUUUUGCAUCGGCUCUUGCCCACUUUCAAACACACACCUAGGCUAGAAUAAAUCACAGGCACUUGGCAUUGCAGAUAAGUGGAUAUUUUGGGGUUCUUUUAGAAGUUACAGUCGACAAGUCGCAACAGUAAAAAAAAAGGGUGUGUGUGUGUGUUUCCAAUCAACCUAAAAAGAAGAGAACGAAAAGUAUCGUGCAAUAUUUGGGAUUUGCAAAGAUGCAGGCUGCAAAAUCUCCCCAAGGAGUUGUAGCAAACCAAGGAUUUGAAGGAAGAUGCCAGUGGAAGAUAAGUCGGGAAGUCUGUGUAAGAUUAAGAGUUGUAUAGAUGCAAUGUGCAAAAUGCAAAAUGAUUAAAUAACUAAAUAUGAAUGAAUAUAUAUAUAUCUAUAUAAAUUUAUAUAUAUUAUAUAUAUAUAGAUAUAGAUAUAUAUGGCACCUGUUCAGCCUCGACACUGGACCAGCCUCAUCCAUUUCAUAUGUCAUAUUUCAUAUGGAGCUUCCAAGUCCAGAGGCAGUCUACCUCCAUUCCCGGGUCCUACGGGGCAUUUGGCUGGGCCAGAUGGGCCCCCUUGGGCCUGAUCCAGCUGCAGGCUCUUCUCACGAUCCUCUCCCGCCCCCCAGGGAUGUUUCCGUGGAGCUGCCUUUCGUCCUCAUGCACCCCAAGCCCCCUGACCAGGCCUCGCCCACCUUGCAGCCUCAGCUGGGUAAGUCUCUGAAUCGGGGUGCAGGCCCUCUCCUACCACCCCAGAGGCAGCUGCGCUUGAUGGAAGGGGGGGCAGAAGUUUCACGGGGUAGAAAGAGGAACCUCACGCCUCCCUUUUCCCUUCCAGCCGCCCCCGAGACGGACGCCCCCGUUGACACCAACCUCAUCGAGUUUGAAACCAAGUAAGACAAGUCUGGCCCUUUCCCUGGGGGCUCAGAGGCCAGCACCCACAAGGCCCCGCUCUCGGGGAUGGGGGGGGGCCCAGGCUGGGCCCAGAGCGUCUCUCUCUCUCUCUGUGCCUAGUUAUUUCCCAUAUAUUGACCCAAUUAUUUAGUAGUAUUACUUAUUUUCAUACCGCCCUUCAUCCGUAGAACUCAGGGCAGUUCCCAGCAUAAGAACACAAGAUGGAAACCCAAAACGCGCAAUAAAAACAAAGCAAAUAAUAUGAUUUAUUAUUGCAUUUAUACCCUGCCUUUCCUCCCAGGUUGUUCAAGGGAAUGUACCUUGUUGUCCCCCUCCCCUUCUUAUCCCCCCCAACGACAACCCUGCGAGGGAGGUUUGGGGGCCCCAGUCACCCAAUGGGCUCCCCAGUCCUAGUUUAGAACUUACAACACCCUGAAAUUUCUAUUUUCUAUUCUGCUAGUUGGAAUGGUUGUUUUUUGGUUUUUUUUAAUAUAGGGCAGGGAUAAUAUAGGGGGGAGCCCACAAACCCCCUUUGAGGACUUCUACGGGGUGUCUGCAUUGCCCAUCUAACACUUUAGGGGUGGGAGGGAGUUUAAUUGGGGUGGGGGGUUUAAAAGUGGAGAAUCUGGGUCAGCAUUUGGGGAAUGGAAAGGAGAACCCACAAGGAGGAGGGGACAGCUGCAAGGGCCCCCCUCCAAUUCAGCCCCCCAGGAAAGGAGCUGGAGCUCUGGGUCUUACUCAGAGAGCGACCAGCGGCAGUGUGGUGCAGUGGUCAGAGCACGCGGGUUUGAAUCUCUGCAUGCCUGGGGGUCUGGUUUCUCCCUUUCAGCCCCAGCCCACCUGGCAGGGUCGUUGCUGCAGAAAAGCGGAGCGAGGAAAUUAUGGGAUGUAGGAAUGCAGGGAAACAAGCAAUCUUUUACGGGUGCAAAGGGGAAAGAAAAGCCGCCGUUUUUGUGCAUAUCCGAAGCAGCCUGACUCUGCCCCCGUUUUCUCCUUUCCUUUUUCUCCCCCCCCCCAGCUACGGGCAGGACGACGACAUUGUGUUUGAAGACUUUGCCCGCCUGCGCCUGAAGGGGCUGAAGGACGACAAGGAAGAAGACGACCAUUUUUGCUAGGGAGGGAGGAACACCCCCCCUCGCCACCACAGGUCCAGCCAAGUGGGGGGGGGGCGGAGAGAGAGGAAAGAGCCGAGAAAUGGCCCCCACCCCGUACGAAUGUCGCCUCAUCCUCUACUCCCCCCUCCUUCCUUAUAGGAGCCAUCACCCCCCCGCCUUGUGUCUUCAUGCUGUAUUUGGGGGGGGGGCUUUUAAUGUGACUAAAAAUGGAGGGGGGAGGGCCGCCACCUCCUCUGCCCCCCCCAGCUUUUAAUCUUUAUCUGCUGCUGCGUAUCUUCUCCACAGAUGGAUUUUAACGCCACCGUCCUCGUCCGUCCCCCCCUCCCAAAUUUUUGUCUAACGCACUGGAACAUUUAUUGGGCAUUAUCGUCUGACUGUCGUAUCCCCCCCCCAAAAGCACCACGUUGUGUGUGUCUAAUCUCUCUGGGCAACCCCCCCUCUCCCCACCUGCUCUUUAUAUAAAUGUCUUAUUUUUAAAUGCUGUUUUAACUGGUUAGGGAAAACAAUUGGUCAGUUGAACUCUCUCCUCUUUCGCUUUUAAAAAAAUCAGUGGGGGCUGGGAGGCCCCUUCUGUCUGUCUCCCCCCCCUUCUCUUUUUCAACCCCCCCCCCUCCAGAGAUGUGCGUCUGCUGGCCAAGGGGGCGUGAGCUGAGCCCGUCUGCCUGGGAUUGGGGGCCCCGCCCCAUGCCCCCAAAUGCCGAAGGGGGCAGGUGUGUGCCAACGUCUCUGUGCUUUGUGCCCAGUUGUGUCCCCUCCCAAAAAAAAACCCUUGCAGGGCUGCCCCCCUGUACAAACAGGUGCAGGGCAGGCAAUGCGUGUAAAAAGAAAUUUUAAAAAGGCCAUUAUUGUUUCCUACAUUGUCUGAGCAGAGAGCAACAAAUGAAAAUUAAAAAACGGUUAACAG